UCUCCAAUGAACCAGGGGAAGUUAUCCAAAUGGUGGGUUGCAAGCCAUGAACCGCCAUUAAAUUCGUUUAUUCCUCCAAAUCCCAUCCCUAAAAAUUGGCAAUUGAACCCUAUAAAUUCACCUCUUGGUCGUCCCUAAUCCUUCGUCUUCCAGUUUUUCUUUUAAAUCUCUUUUUUCCCAUCUCGUUGCGCUCUUUCUUCAUCUCAAGAUGCAAAUCUUUGUAAAAACUCUAACCGGCAAAACAAUCACCCUCGAGGUGGAAAGCUCAGAUACAAUCGACAAUGUAAAGGCUAAGAUUCAAGAUAAAGAGGGAAUUCCACCCGACCAACAAAGGCUUAUCUUUGCUGGUAAGCAACUUGAGGAUGGCCGAACGCUGGCCGAUUACAACAUCCAAAAGGAAUCUACACUCCAUUUGGUGCUUCGACUUCGCGGUGGGAUGCAAAUAUUUGUGAAGACCCUUACUGGCAAAACCAUCACCCUUGAGGUGGAAAGUUCUGACACAAUUGACAAUGUCAAGGCUAAAAUCCAAGAUAAGGAGGGUAUCCCCCCUGAUCAACAGAGACUAAUUUUUGCUGGUAAGCAGCUCGAAGAUGGUCGAACUCUUGCUGAUUACAAUAUUCAGAAGGAAUCUACUCUGCAUUUGGUUCUUCGACUUCGUGGUGGUAUGCAGAUUUUUGUGAAAACUUUGACAGGAAAAACGAUCACAUUGGAGGUAGAAAGUUCAGAUACCAUUGACAAUGUGAAAGCUAAGAUACAAGAUAAGGAGGGCAUUCCACCAGACCAACAGAGACUGAUUUUUGCUGGUAAGCAGCUCGAAGAUGGUCGAACUCUUGCCGAUUACAACAUUCAAAAGGAGUCGACGUUGCAUUUGGUGCUUCGGUUGCGCGGUGGGAUGCAGAUUUUCGUGAAGACGUUAACGGGGAAGACGAUCACAUUGGAGGUAGAAAGUUCAGAUACCAUUGAUAAUGUGAAAGCUAAGAUCCAAGACAAGGAGGGCAUUCCACCAGACCAACAGCGGUUGAUCUUUGCUGGUAAGCAGCUCGAAGAUGGUCGAACUCUUGCCGAUUACAACAUUCAAAAGGAGUCAACGUUGCAUUUGGUGCUCCGAUUGCGCGGUGGAAUGCAGAUUUUUGUGAAGACGUUAACGGGGAAGACGAUCACAUUGGAGGUCGAAAGCUCGGAUACGAUCGACAACGUGAAGGCGAAGAUUCAAGACAAGGAGGGCAUUCCACCAGACCAGCAGCGUUUGAUCUUUGCUGGUAAGCAACUGGAAGAUGGUAGGACUCUAGCAGAUUACAAUAUCCAAAAGGAAUCGACAUUGCACUUGGUGCUUCGGUUGCGAGGUGGAAUGCAGAUUUUCGUGAAGACGUUGACAGGUAAGACGAUCACAUUGGAGGUCGAAAGCUCGGACACGAUCGACAACGUGAAGGCAAAAAUUCAAGACAAGGAGGGCAUUCCACCAGACCAACAGAGGUUGAUCUUUGCUGGUAAGCAACUGGAAGACGGCAGAACUCUAGCAGAUUACAACAUCCAAAAGGAGUCGACGUUGCACUUAGUGCUACGACUGCGCGGUGGAAUGCAGAUCUUCGUGAAGACGUUAACAGGGAAGACAAUCACAUUGGAGGUCGAGAGCUCGGACACGAUCGACAACGUGAAGGCAAAGAUUCAAGACAAAGAGGGGAUUCCUCCAGACCAACAAAGGCUCAUCUUCGCCGGAAAACAAUUGGAGGAUGGUAGAACAUUGGCUGAUUACAAUAUUCAGAAAGAGUCCACCCUCCACCUUGUUCUCCGCCUGCGCGGUGGCUCUUAGGGUGGCUCCGCCGUGUUUGUGCUGGACUUGUGGUGUCUCCCAUGGCCCCUUCUGAAUGGUUUUAGUAGUAAUAAGUCGAACUCUUUACUUUUAUUUCUUUUAUUUCAGCGUCUGUUAAUAUAUAAAUAAUAAUAUGCUGUUUGUUGCAAUGGCCUAACGGGCCAUGUUAAAAACGGCUUCUAAAAUGAAUGUAUUAUUAUGAAUUUUUAAAUUAA
Messenger RNA from Cucurbita pepo subsp. pepo (vegetable marrow), 2025 nucleotides. RefSeq names its product polyubiquitin. Gene Ontology annotation, molecular function: protein binding. The record is from RefSeq and is a predicted model, not a curated record. NCBI's taxonomy places the organism in Eukaryota, Viridiplantae, Streptophyta, Magnoliopsida, Cucurbitales, Cucurbitaceae.